Molecule: messenger RNA, 8367 nt
Organism: Seriola aureovittata
Lineage: Eukaryota; Metazoa; Chordata; Actinopteri; Carangiformes; Carangidae
Product: ephrin type-B receptor 3-like
Exons: 16
Coding region: 725-3814 (1029 amino acids)
Biological process (GO): cell surface receptor protein tyrosine kinase signaling pathway; protein phosphorylation; axon guidance
Cellular component (GO): plasma membrane; neuron projection
Molecular function (GO): ATP binding; transmembrane-ephrin receptor activity; protein binding
Source: RefSeq, a predicted model, not a curated record
CUUGUGCUUCAUUCCAGUGCACAAGCCGAGCGAAGCAUACGGUUCACGCAGCAGCCAAAGCUUAUAAAUUCGCUCAGGGAAUAAACAUCUAUAAACCGCGCGGCUGUUUCUUUACGGGAAUAACACUUGAUCGUGGACGCAUGUGAGUGCGCACAUGCAUAUAGCCGGGACGAUACACCAUGGUUCUGACACAAGUGCGGCUGUCUCUGCCUCUGCUCCUCUGACCACAGAGAACAAGAAAAAAGAAAGAAGUCUUUGGAUCUCAUCUUGAAGCCUGGUGUUUCUUUUUCUCAUUGACUCUCAACGAAAUAUUGCUGGAAAUAUUCUCCGGAUGGUGACCACGGGCUGGACUACCUGUUUUCAGCUGAGUCGCUCAGUGCGAGGGGAAGGGACUGGAAGACUUGCGCCCGAUACCUUUUCUCUGGUUUGAUAAAGCACGUUGGAGAUCACUGAAAGGGGAGACGGGCAUAUUCAAACAUUUUAUACCAAGGCUGUUAUUACCUCUGAACUCUCACCUUUACCUGUUUUUUUGGUGAAUGGGGGUAACUCUGGUCCUGGAGGCUUGACGCAGCUGGGACUGGGACAGGGACGGGACUGGGUGCGUGGAGCGUCGGAUCACCCAGGAUUGUAUUCCCUCCUCUCUCUCUCUCUCUCUCUCUCUCUCUCUCUCUCUCUCUCUCUCUCUCUCUCGUGGGUCUAUUUACAUGUCCGACCUGACUGCUUUAUGACAAUGGAUUACUUUCUGCUUUUAUGCAGCCUCUUGCUGCCCGUGGUGUCCGCCGUUGAAGAGACGCUGAUGGACACGAAGUGGGCUACUACAGAAUUAGCCUGGACUGCACACCCUGAGACCGGGUGGGAAGAAGUGAGUGGCUACGACGAUGCCAUGAACCCCAUCCGGACGUACCAAGUCUGCAAUGUACGUGAGCUCAACCAGAAUAAUUGGCUACGCAGUGACUUCAUCCCACGGAAGGAUGUGCUGCGUGUAUAUGUGGAGAUGAAAUUCACAGUGCGUGAUUGCAACAGCAUUCCCAACAUCCCGGGUUCCUGCAAAGAGACCUUCAACCUCUUCUACUACGAGUCUGACUCAGACUCAGCCACAGCCACCAGCCCUUUCUGGAUGGAGAACCCUUAUGUGAAGGUGGACACUAUUGCCCCAGAUGAGAGCUUCUCCAUGCUCGAGUCUGGGCGGGUAAACACAAAAGUCCGAAGUUUCGGGCCAUUGUCCAAAGCCGGGUUCUACUUGGCCUUCCAGGACCUUGGUGCUUGCAUGUCACUCAUCUCAGUGAGGGUGUUUUAUAAGAAGUGCUCCACAACAAUCGCCAACUUCGCCGUCUUCCCAGAGACAGCAACCGGGGCUGAGGCUACGUCCUUGGUCAUCGCGCCAGGAACUUGCGUCCCCAAUGCCGUGGAGGUGUCUGUGCCACUGAAGCUUUACUGCAACGGAGAUGGGGAGUGGAUGGUUCCCGUAGGAGCCUGCACCUGCUCGGCUGGUUUUGAACCAGCAAUGAAGGAAACCCAAUGUCAAGCUUGCAGCCCUGGCACCUUCAAGUCCAAACAGGGAGAUGGCUUCUGCUUGCCCUGUCCUGCCAACAGCCGUGCCAGCUCAGGAGCAGCCAGUGUUUGCUCCUGUCGAAACGGCUACUACCGCUCAGACACUGACUCUCCUGACUCCCCCUGUACCACUGUUCCCUCUGCACCACGCAGUGUCAUCUCCAGCGUGAACGAAACCUCGCUUGUGCUGGAGUGGAGCGAGCCACGUGACAUGGGUGGCCGCGACGACAUCUUCUACAACGUCAUCUGUAAGAAGUGCCUGCCUGAGCGGGGAAUGUGCUCGCGGUGUGAUGACAACGUAGAUAUCUCGCCGCGCCACCUGGGCCUGAACCAGCGCCGUGUAGCCGUCCGUAACCUGCAGGCCCACACACAGUACAGCUUCGAGAUCCAGGCGGUCAACGGUGUUUCAAGCAAGAGCCCUUAUACACCUCAGUUCUCCGCAGUGAAUAUCACCACAAAUCAGGCCGCUCCAUCUGCAGUGCCCACAGUUCACCUGAUGGCGGCCACAGCGAGCACCAUGAGCCUGUCCUGGCUGCCUCCAGACAAACCCAACGGAAUCAUUCUGGAUUAUGAGAUUAAGUACCAUGAGAAGGUAAGCGGCAAUGAUCAGGGUGAGGCCAUCGCCCACACCAUGACUGCCCAGCGGAGCAACGCACGCAUUGAAGGUCUCAAGGCUGGUACCCCUUAUGUGGUACAGGUCCGUGCCCGAACUGUGGCCGGUUACGGCCGUUACAGCAGCCCAGCCGACUUCAGCACCAACCUGCAAACUGACCCUCCGAAGUCAUGGCAGGAGCAGCUGCCACUCAUCGUGGGAUCAGCCACCGCCACCUUGGUCUUCAUCAUCGCGGUUGUGGUCAUCGCUAUCGUCUGCCUCAGAAAGCAGAGAAAUGGUUCAGAGUCGGAGUACACAGAGAAACUGCAGCAGUACAAAUCCCCUAUAGUAACGCCGGGAAUGAAGGUCUACAUUGACCCCUUCACCUACGAGGACCCCAACGAAGCAGUGCGCGAGUUUGCCAAGGAGAUAGAUGUCUCCUGCGUGAAGAUCGAGGAGGUCAUCGGCGCAGGUAACCCACCAAAGCUCCUGAGCUACAGGGGGAAGACUGCUAGUCACCUCCAGGCCAUUCCGUUAGAGGACUUCACACCAAGCGGAGAGUUUGGCGAGGUGUGCCGCGGUCGCCUCAAGCUGCCCGGGCGCCGGGAGAUCAUCGUAGCCAUCAAGACCCUCAAAGUGGGCUACACUGACCGCCAGAGGCGAGACUUCCUGUCCGAGGCCUCCAUCAUGGGCCAGUUCGACCACCCCAACAUUAUCCGACUGGAAGGUGUGGUCACCAAGAGUCGGCCAGUGAUGAUCGUGACCGAGUUCAUGGAGAACGGGGCCCUGGACUCUUUCCUAAGGCUCAAUGACGGGCAGUUCACAGUGAUCCAGCUGGUUGGCAUGCUGCGUGGCAUCGCAGCAGGCAUGAAGUACCUGUCAGACAUGAACUACGUGCACAGAGAUUUGGCUGCCCGCAACAUCCUGGUCAACAGUAAUCUAGUGUGUAAGGUGUCCGACUUCGGCCUAUCUCGUUUCCUCGAGGACGACCCGACAGACCCCACCUACACCAGCUCGCUGUAUUUCAUGCUCACCUACUCAUUCGCAUAUCCACAGGGAGGGAAAAUCCCCAUUCGCUGGACAGCUCCUGAGGCGAUCGCCUACAGGAAGUUCACCUCAGCCAGUGAUGUGUGGAGCUACGGCAUCGUCAUGUGGGAAGUGAUGUCGUACGGCGAGCGGCCGUACUGGGACAUGAGCAAUCAAGAUGUGAUAAAUGCCGUGGAGCAGGACUAUCGACUUCCCCCACCCAUGGACUGCCCCACAGCACUGCACCAGCUCAUGUUGGACUGCUGGGUAAAAGAGAGAAACCUGCGGCCCAAAUUCACCCAGAUUGUGGCCACGCUGGAUAAGCUUAUCCGCAAUGCUGCCAGCCUCAAGGUGGUCACCAACAGCACACAGUCCACUGGGGUAUCCCAGCCCUUGCUUGACCGCUGUGUGCCAGACUAUACCACUUUCACCACUGUGGGGGACUGGCUGGACGCCAUCAAGAUGAGCCGCUACCGUGACAACUUCGUCAACGCCGGAUUUGCUUCCUUUGACCUGGUGGCCCAGAUGACAGCAGAGGACUUGCUGCGGAUAGGGGUGACGUUGGCUGGCCAUCAGAAGAAGAUUCUUGGUAGCAUUCAGGACAUGAGACUACAGAUGAACCAAACACUUCCUGUUCAGGUGUGAGCGACGGGACACACAGACCGAUGCAGUCGAAGGACAGCCAGACAGGAAAAGGGGGGAGGAACUGUGCCAGAGAGAGCCAUUGGAAAACCCUAGCUGCCUGACCCAUCUCUGCCACUUAGACGCUAUGAAACUGGCUUGUGGUGCCUCUGAAUAUUUUUUUUUCUUUAUUUCAUUACCACUUCCAUUUCCUGUUUCUGCUUUUUUUGUUAUUCGUCAUUGUUUCUUUUUCCAUCCAAUCAGAAUUUGUGUGUUUUUGAAGGAGGAGAAAGAGUUAACCCCCUUAUAUCCCAUGCGUGCCUCACCAGCUCUGGUGUGGGUUGACGUUUGCAUGCAUGUGUGUUUUAGUAAGGUUGGCCUUAGCCCUGUAACUGAAACGUCUGAUCACUGAUCCUCACGCAAGAGCCCUUCCCUUUGACCCCUCGGCCCAGCUCUGAUGGACAUAAUAUAUAGUAAAAGUACGAACACCCUGGGUAUAAAAAAAAAAAAAAGUGAACAAAUGUUCACACACAUAAAAAAAAAAAAAAAAAAACUAAACAAAAACAGAGGUGUUCUGGACCCACAGGAGAUAGAGGACAAUUCUUUCCCUGAUAGAAGUUGUUUUACUGUGCACAUGUGUUGUUCUCCAUCUUCAUAUUGAAGGUGUGUUAUCUAAAAGGGCACUUGCUGGAGACGGGUGAGGUGGUGGAGGAGGAAAUAUGACGGGCUGAGGUCAAAGGUUAAGAGCAUGACAUAGGUCAAGAAGGUCAAAGUAGUGCAGCCACAUUUUUGGACAUUUGUUUUGGCUGCUGAAUCCUCAGGAGGUCACCAGAUGACCUCUUCACUUUGACCUGAAAUGACUUAGGAUAGUUCCACAGCUUGGGAUCACCUGCUCAUCAAGUGUGUUUUUACACAUAAAAAUGUUUUAUUUUUGUCUGUCCACACUACAUUUUUUCUUUUUUCCCCUGUUUUUUUUUUUUUUUGGCUUUCUUACAAAUUUUUUGGGAGAUUUGAGGUUUAAAAAUGGCCGGCCAAUCCUGAGUAACCCCACUGGACACUUUAUGUGAUUAAGGGGAGACAUGGACUGUGGCAACACUAUAGAAAGACCACUUGGCCUUUUGUGUGCGUUUUUGUAUGUAUGUGUGUGUGUCUGUGUCUGUGUCUGUGUGUGUGUGUGUGUGUGUGUGUGUGUGUGUGUGUGUGUGUGUGUGUGUGUGUGUGUGUGUGUGUGUGUGAUUCAGUGUACGUGAUUCAGUGUGCGUGGAUGUGUGGAUGUGUCAGGUUGCACACAAGUAUACUGUACAGUAUGGCUUCCGCUAUUUGCCACUGUGGAGAAUUAACGCAUGAACUGAACCGUGACAAGGAGCAAAUAUAUCUGAAACAAUUACGCUAUAUUCUGUGGACAACUGUUAAACAUUCUUUUUUAUUGAAUCCAAAACAAUGAACUUGGGACAUACACACAUAUAUAUAUAAAAUUAUAUAUAUAUGCAUCAUGCAGAAAAUGAGAGAAACCAUAACGGACACCUUACUUUCUACUUAACUAUUAUCUGGAUUUAGAAAUAAUCAAAAUUCUUGUUUUAAUUUCUUGACAUCCUGCCCUAUGUAUUUAUUUGUACCUCGCCCGCCAAACCCCCCCACCCCCGCCCACCAACACUCAGAUGGACUGUAGGCCAUUUGGGACAGUGGACUUGGAACAAUCAGAAGGAAGAGAAACUCCAAGAGGAUUCACCUAAUGAAUUGAUGACUAUUAAACAAAAGAAAUUGCAUAUAAAUUGGAUAUUGUAUUUUUGUUGUUGUUCUAAACAGCCUGUACAUGUUUUGUAACAAAAAUACGAUAAAUAACAAAAGAAAAAUGGUGUUUUGACUAAAUGGAAGUGUCGUUGUGAAAUGAUUCGGAGUGAAAUGAACAGAAAGAAAAAGGAGGAAGAGACAUGGGUGGGGGGGGGAGUCAGGACUGAGAGAGGAGGAGAUAACCCCAUGGUUAGAGAGCUGCUAACAUGUUGCCCUUUUGCUCUCCAUCCAUCGUAGUGUUAGUGUCUGUGUAGGUGUGCUCAAGUUUGUGUGUGCCGCCUGAACUGGAUGUUAAUCUUCCCCCAAUCCAUCCUCAGUCUCAACAUAAAGAGCAUUUGUGAACCUGAGCUGUAACUAAUUGUCUUCCAGGCACAUUGUUUUCAAUUCAAAACCCCCCGCAGACCACUAUGAUGUAUCUCUGUGGUUUAAUUGUACUUAUUUGCCAACACCUCCAACAAUAGGAUCCUCCCAACCCAUCUAAUGUGGGACGGUUAAGAGUCAUUAGGGGAAAGGUACAGAGAUGAUGCAGUCUACCUGCCAAUCAUUUCAAUUGUCCCAGAGGCGACGCUCCGUCACAAGACCUGCAGUUUGCCCCUCUGCAACGAGAUCUCAUCAGAGAAUCCAGUGCUGUCAGAAGAGAAACCUAUUGGUCUUUGUCUGUCAGGUCGAUUAAUGCAGCAGCCAAUCUGGCAUUGCGGGCAUACGAGCAUGCAGCGAGCGUAGACAUACGGUGAGCUGACCUAUCAUUAUCUCUCUUCAUUUCCUGUCUGGCCUGCAAUCAUCCUGUUUCAGGCUGCUUCAUGAUUAGUACAGUGCAGGAUCAACAGCCCUGGCACGCAGACAGCCAAAAUCUGCAGGCCACCCCCCCACCUCCCACCCACAGCCCCCUCCUCAUCCUAAAUGAUAGCAGCUGCAUCGAGGAGACCGUACUAUUUGCGCUUGUGACAGAGGGGUGUUUGAAGGUAGCGGAUUAAGGGAUGGGGCUGCAUCACUGGUGUGAUCUUCCUGUCUCCAAAUUGUUUGGGUUGGGUCCUGAUCAAUGCAAAAUGUGACUAUUAUUAGCUUGGUGUGUAAUGAUAGCGUGAUGUUGCAGUGUGUCUUGCCAUAUUACUUUUUUCAGCCACGCUUAAGACCCUUCAAAAGCCAUGCAGAAUAUUAUGCAAAACAGCAAUGUGUUCCACAUUUUCUAUUGUUUCAUCUUAUUCCACGUACAGAUGUUUUCACUGCCGCUAGUACACUCUUUAAAAGGCUUAGUAACCAAUAACAGUUGUACUACACAAUCGAAAAGUAGUUUUAACAGUUGUGUACUCACACUAUACAGGAAAUAAGUCCCAAAAUUUUCAAUUGUUUUCAUCAGAGUGUCAGUUCUGAUUUCUGAUAUGAUGGCUCAGAAUCAGCAGAGCCGGUACCAUCAACAAGAUACGCUACCAUGAUGAUGAGAAUGUGCUCAAAGUGCCUGUUAGAUGAGCAAACAUUUUAUUUUAUUUUUUUUAUUUUUAUUUUUUUGUCUUGAUAUCAUUUCUGAGGAAUUGUUUUGUUUUUCACAAAGCAAAACAGCAUUUUGAUUGAAGGAGAGUGAUGGAGUGUACACAUUUGGAGAUGGCAGAAGAGCAGAAUUAAUGCAAUCAGAAGCUCACUUUCACUCAACGUCUCUCAGGAAUAUACAACAUCACUCCCUUUUCCUCCACUCAGCUCAAUCAUUCAAUCAGCUAAGCCCCACUGUUGCAAACAUGCAUGUGGCACCAAACAAGACACAGUCAACAGGGUGGGGGUGGUUGGGGUGAGGUGUGGGGGCAGGAGGGGCGGGGGGCAGCACAUCGGUGCUAAACACAAUCAGAUGGCAGACAUACCCACUCAUGAAAAAUGGCAGUGCUUUGGAGUUUGCAUGAAGUAUUGAUGAGGUGCACAUGGUGUGCCGGGAUCUGGAGUUGUGUUCACUGAAGUCAACCAGCCGUGAGAGAUGAGCUCAACUGGCACUGUUGCACAUCUUAAAAUGAUUAAACUGCCGACACAUCAACUGCAAACAAUUAAUCAUUAAGUGGAUUUUUCACACAUUCUUGGGAGUGUUUAAUAUUUAACAUACACACAGAGGAAAAGCUCUCGCUCUCAUGUGUUUUUUUUUUUUUUUAUUUGUUCAUCUUCCUGACUGCAAGUUGCUAAAACGAAGAUGGACUGUUGUGUUUGUGUGUGUGUGUGUGUGUGUGUGUGUGUGUGUGUGUGUGUGUGUGUGUGUGUGUGUGUGUGUUUGGACUAAAACGAUUGCCAUUUUAUACAAAAAACAUUUUUUGAUCAGCAGAGACUAGGCUUUGUCAGAUGUGGUUAUCUCUUUGUGUGCCAAUAGAAUUCAAACUAUCCCAACAUUCCUUCCAUCUUUCUUUCCCCUAUUUUACAUCCUCAACAGAUCAUCAAACACACACACUCGCCCUCCCUCAGAGCCCUUUUACUUGCAACUUUCUAACUUUCUUUUCUUCAGUUGUCUGUUUUAAAUAAAUAUACGCGGUUCUGUCCUUUCUUUUAGUCUUACAACAAGCUCACGGCAAAUCUGUCUUGGUCACUUUUGAAAACUCCCUCUUCGUACAAGGAAGCGAGAUGUUUCAGAGAGUACUGUACAUGUGUAGUGAUCGGAAUAAAGCGCAGAGAAAUGCAAUUGUUAAUUCCUCUUUGAAAAGCAUUGAGAUGUAUUUAAUGGUGCAGACAUACACAGCAAAUUACUAAAAAUGAUGAUGCAUUCUUGUAGAAAUAUUUUUAAAAGACCCUUUUGCAAUUAAAUUAUUUAAGAAAUGUGA